Molecule: messenger RNA, 2334 nt
Organism: Pipistrellus nathusii (Nathusius's pipistrelle)
Lineage: Eukaryota; Metazoa; Chordata; Mammalia; Chiroptera; Vespertilionidae
Source: the annotation of a GenBank genome assembly
AUGGAGGCGGCGGGCCGCAGGUCGGAGCCGCUCCCGGAGUACAGCGGCGGCUACGAGGUGUCCAGGCCGGUGUACAGCGAGCUCGCCUUCCAGCAGCGGCACGAGCGGCGCCUGCAGGAGCGCAGGACGCUGCGGGAGCGCCUGGCGCAGCGCUGCAGCUGCUCAAGAAAAAGAGCCGUUGGGGUGCUGAAGACUCUGUUGCCGGUCUUGGACUGGCUCCCCAAAUACCGAGUCAAGGAAUGGCUGCUCAGUGACAUCAUUUCGGGAGUUAGCACCGGGCUAGUGGGUACGCUGCAAGGCAUGGCGUACGCUUUACUAGCUGCGGUUCCUGUUGGAUAUGGUCUCUACUCUGCUUUUUUCCCUAUCCUGACAUACUUUAUCUUCGGGACAUCAAGACACAUCUCAGUUGGACCUUUCCCAGUGGUCAGUUUAAUGGUGGGAUCUGUUGUUCUGAGCCUGGCCCCGGACGAAAAAUUUCUCAUACCCAGCAGUAAUGGAACUAUAUCAAAUGCUACCAUGAUAGACAACGGGGCUAGAGAUGCAGCAAGAAUAUUGAUUGCGAGCACCCUUACUCUUUUGGUUGGAAUCAUACAGUUGGUGUUUGGGGGUUUGCAGAUUGGAUUCAUAGUGAGGUAUUUGGCUGAUCCUUUGAUUGGCGGAUUCACAACAGCUGCUGCCUUCCAAGUGCUGGUCUCGCAGCUAAAGAUCAUUCUCAAUGUUUCAACCAAGAACUAUAAUGGAGUUCUCUCCAUUAUCUAUACUCUAGUUGAUACUUUUCAAAAUAUUGGUAGCACCAAUCUUGCUGAUUUCAUUGCUGGAUUACUCACCAUUAUCAUCUGUAUGGCAGUUAAGGAAUUAAAUGAUCGAUUUAAACACAAAAUCCCGAUCCCUAUUCCUAUUGAAGUAAUUGUGACAAUAAUUGCUACUGCCAUUUCAUAUGGAGCCAACCUGGAAAAAAAUUACAAUGCUGGCAUUGUGAAAUCCAUCCCAAGGGGGUUCUUGCCUCCUGCACUGCCACCUGUGAACUUGUUUUCGGAGAUGCUGGCUUCAUCAUUCUCCAUCGCCGUGGUGGCUUAUGCUAUUGCAGUGUCUGUAGGAAAAGUAUACGCCAUCAAGUAUGAUUACACCAUCGAUGGGAACCAGGAAUUCGUUGCCUUUGGGAUUAGCAACAUCUUCUCCGGGUUCUUCUCGUGUUUUGUGGCUACCACCGCCCUGUCCCGUACAGCCGUCCAGGAGAGCACGGGAGGAAAGACACAGGUUGCUGGCAUCAUCUCAGCUGGGGUUGUGAUGAUCGCCAUCGUUGCCUUGGGGAAGCUGCUGGAACCCUUGCAGAAGUCGGUCUUGGCAGCUGUUGUCAUUGCCAACCUGAAAGGGAUGUUUAUGCAAGUGUGUGAUGUUCCUCGUCUAUGGAGGCAGAACAAGAUUGAUGCUGUUAUCUGGGUGUUUACAUGCAUAAUGUCCAUCAUUCUGGGGUUGGACCUCGGUUUACUAGCUGGCCUUGUAUUUGGAUUACUGACGGUGGUCCUGAGAAUUCAGUUUCCUUCCUGGAGCGGUCUUGGAAGCAUCCCUAACACUGACAUCUAUAAGAGUACCAAGGACUACAAAAACGUUGAAGAACCGGAAGGAAUGAAGAUUCUUAGGUUUUCUAGUCCUAUUUUUUAUGGCAACGUCGAUGGUUUUAAAAAAUGCAUCAAGUCUACAGUUGGAUUUGAUGCCAUUAGAGUGUAUAAUAAGAGGCUGAAGGCAUUGAGGAAAAUACAGAAACUCAUUAAAAAAGGACAAUUAAGAGCAACAAAGAAUGGCAUUAUAAGUGGUGCUGGUUCAUCAAAUAAUGCUUUUGAGCCUGAUGAAGAUAUUGAAGACCCAGAAGAACUUGAUAUCCCUACCAAGGAAAUAGAGAUUCAAGUGGAUUGGAAUUCUGAGAUUCCAGUGAAAGUGAAUGUUCCCAAAGUGCCAAUCCAUAGCCUUGUGCUUGAUUGUGGAGCUGUGUCUUUCCUGGAUGUCGUUGGAGUGAGAUCAUUGCGAGUGGUUGUCAAAGAAUUCCAAAGAAUUGAUGUAAAUGUGUACUUUGCAUCGCUUCAAGAUCACGUAAUAGAAAAGCUGGAGAAAUGUGGCUUCUUUAAUGAUAACAGAAAGGAUAUAUUCUUUUUGACUGUCCAUGACGCUGUCCUCCAUGUACAGAACCGGGUUAAAUCUCGAGAAAUGCAAGAUUCCAUUUUAGAAACGAUCUCCCUCAUCCAGGACCAUAAAGAUCCUCUUGAAUUAAUGGAAGCAGAGCUGAUUGAAGAAGAACUUAAUGUCGAGGAUGAGGCUAUGCGUAGCCUUGCUUCCUGA